This is a messenger RNA of Labeo rohita (rohu), 832 nucleotides long. RefSeq lists its product as uncharacterized. NCBI's taxonomy places the organism in Eukaryota, Metazoa, Chordata, Actinopteri, Cypriniformes, Cyprinidae. The transcript has 5 exons. The record is from RefSeq and is a predicted model, not a curated record. Bases 62 to 736 code for a protein of 224 amino acids.
AGUAGACACCUUCAGUGCUGUGUGGGGGGACACGUUAUUUUCAACUUUUUAUCAAGUCAACAUGAAGAUCAUCCAGCUUCAGCUCUAUGCAUUGAUCUUUUGUCAAGCUGCAGUUUCAGAUUUCCUGACUGAUUUGGGAUCAAAUGUGACCAUAAACUGUGAUCUUGAUGAAAAUGAGGUUUAUUGGAUUUUACAGAAAACACCAGAUCCUCCAACACUGAUUCUACGAUCAAUGUCAACCUCAACAACACCUUUUUACUUCAAUAAAACAUUCAGAAAGAAAUAUUCAGUGCAGUUUAAACAUUGUCUUGUUAUAAAUAAUGUGACUGCUGAUGAAUUAGGAGUUUAUUACUGUAUGAACACAGCGAAACAACCAAAAUUCAGCAACAUCUCUAGACUAAAACCACCUCAACUAACUGAACUAAUUGAGUGUCACAAUCAUACAGUGGUGGAUAUUAUUGAUCAGAAUCAGACAAAAUGGCAGAUUAUAUUUUUCAUAUCUGGUCUGCUGUUUGGGCUUCUGGUUAUUUUACUGAUCGGACUAUCAAAAGUUUUUGCUCUUAGAAAUAGAAAGUAUCCAGAAAGCGCACGGCAACUUCAGAUGCAAGUUAUAGAACAGCAGCAAGAACCAGACCAGUUACAGUACGCUGAGGUGGACUUCACCAAGCUGCGUAGAAAUAUUCGGUCCAGCCAAGUCAACAGCACCUAUGCCACUCUAAGCCUGCCGAAGUCAUGAUCGCAUGAGUAUAAAUGAUCUCAUAUAUAUAUUAUUUUCUUGAAAUUUAUGCAACUUAUAAUCAAAUUGUUUCGCAGCUCUGCUGACAUAUUUAAC